This is a messenger RNA of Menidia menidia (Atlantic silverside), 2455 nucleotides long. NCBI's taxonomy places the organism in Eukaryota, Metazoa, Chordata, Actinopteri, Atheriniformes, Atherinopsidae. The record is from the annotation of a GenBank genome assembly.
UGCAGUCUCACCGAACUGGUGCAGUGCAAAAACGCUCGCUCAUCCUCACCGAUGGUGUGCAGAACAAGGGGGACGUAAAAGAAAAAAAAACAAAACUUCUUAAAACUAAAACACACAUCCACAGAACUCCACGAAAUCACCAUGAGCUACGACUCCUUCAUCUCCUACCGCCGGCCUUGGGACAGCUACAGAGGCUCCCGCUCCAAUGCCCAAUCCACCAUCCCUUCAUCUCUCUACCCUUCCUUGCGGGCUCCUCCGUCUGGGAAGAGGGUCCUGCGGUUUGCCUCCUCCGCCCUGCCCGACGGCUCCCAGAGGAUGGACCUCACGCAGGCCAGCUCCCUCAACACGGAGCUGCUGGGCGUGCGCUCCCAGGAGAGGGCGCAGCUGGUGGAUCUGAACGACCGCUUCGCCACCUACAUCGAGAAGGUGAGGCACCUGGAGCUGCAGAACCGGGCCCUGCUGGCGGAGCUGGAGGCGCUCAGGAGGCGGCGGAGCGACCCGUCCCGCCUGCAGGGGCUCUACGAGGGCGAGUCGCGCAGCCUGAGGUCCAUGAUCGACUCGGAGAACGGGGAGAAGAUGCGGAUGGAGGCGGAGAGGGACUACCUGCGGGACGUCUACGAGCAGAUGAGGGAGCACUACGAGGAGGAGACGAGGAGGCGCGCCGAGGCCGAGGAGGGCCUGCAGAGGGCCCGGGAGGAGGCCGGCAGGGCGGCGGUCUACAACUGCGACGCCGAGGCCUCGGUGGUCUCCCUGUGCGACGAGAUGGCGUUCCUCAAGAAGGUCUUCGCCGAGGAGCAGGCGGAGCUCCAGGCCCAGCUGCAGGUGGCCAACAUCAGCGUGGACGUGGAGGUGACCCGGCCCGACCUCUCCACGGCCCUGCGGGACAUCCGGGCGCAGUACGAGCGGCUGGCCAACAAGAACAUGCAGGCCGCGGAGGAAUGGUACCAGAGCAAGUUUGCGAGCGUGGCCGAGAUGGCCAGCAAAAACGACGAGGCCGUGCACGCCAUCCGGGAGGAGACCAUGGAGUACCGGAGACUGCUCCAGUCUCGGUCGUCUGAGAUCGAGGCGCUACGGAACGUGAUCGACUCCCUGAAUAAGCAACUGGAGGACCUGGAGGAGAUGCAGGCGAAGGACGUGGAGAAGUACCAGAUAAGGAUAAGUGAGUUGGAGCGGGACAUCACCGAGGCCAAGCAGGAGAUGGCACGCUACCUGAGGGACUACCAAGACCUUCUGAACGUGAAGAUGGCCCUUGACAUUGAAAUAACGGCAUACAGGAAACUUUUGGAGGGAGAGGAGAUUCGUCUGACCUACCCUUCAUUUCCCGCUCUGAAUUAGAACCCAAAUGCCACGACUCUGGCAUCAAAAUUCAUCAUACGCCUCCAUUUCUACCCUGGACAUUAUCCAACAACUUCCCCGUCACCCAUCUCCCCUCCAUCCUCUUUCCCUCUAAAGCUCAGAAUUAUACGAUAACAAAUCUCAAACCCCAAACUCAUCUCUCAAGACAGCUGUGCCCUUGUGCUGAACAAGAGGUCGACAAGAAGUCCCCCUUCUUCUACACAUUCUUACACCACACAUCGCAAAGUGGCUGCACUGCAUUAGUUACAAACCGACGUGGGACGGCUGAAUUGCUUUGGCUGAGUUCCUCUCUGUGAUUCACGCUAAGGUCCAAGCAAUAGAGCUAACGGCUACUUCUCUGGGGCCUCACUGCGCAAACAUUUGACCAGUUGUUUGUGAAGGAGGGCGAAAAAACCCCGAACAAACUGUUAUCUCUCAGUGUUUGGAUCUUAUCUACAACAUCUUUAUUUUUCACUAGGAACUCCACCAAUCAGUUAAGCCAUGUCCCACACCCCCUGUUUCUGUAGUGGAAGAAGUAAAUCUAUGAACCAGCAACCUUAAGUUUUUUCCCCCAUGGUAUCAGAUAUAUUUUUUAUCCUGUUUAGUCUCCCUCCGUAUUUACAUUUACAAAUAAAAAAAACAAACAACAACGACAAAAAUACAGAAAAAAAUUUAGUGAAUUUGGUCGUCCUACAAGGGUGCCUGAUUUGGGCAAUCUUUUUGUACAUGUAAAUGCUGCGGAAGAUUUUAUUGUUGCUGGUUUCUCCUUCUAGUUAUACAAAGAGUCUCUAGGCCCAGCGGCACUAGGUUUUUCCCUCUGUAAGUUCAUUCGAAGCUUAGCUAUGAAACUGAAACAUAACUGCAGGAUCUCUUUGUCAGAUGUUAAUGGUGCUUUACGUCUGGGAAACUGAAACCAAGUCUGCGCCAUUACACAUCGAGUGUAACAGCCUCCAACAAGAUGAAUAAACCUAACUGACCUGCAACAGUCUUGGCAUUUCUAGUUUUCUUUUCAAGCCUCUAUGAACGUGUUGGAUGUGUUAUAUCAUGCACGAUGGGUGCAGGUAUCCAAACUGCUGUGUGUCAUCUUCGGAAAAACAAAACACAUAAAUAAAAAGUACAG